AUGGUGUUAAUCAUCAAGUAGGGCAUAAGUAUAUAUAAUGAAUUAAUUAUAUGUACUUAUACAUUGCAAAAAAUAGUAAAAGACACAAUAAAUGGUUAAAAUAUAUAUAUGUAAUGUAGCCGAAUUCACUUCGACUACCAAAAAUUAUGAAUGAAAAUAAAAACCUUAUCUGAUACUCUAAUAUGCAAUGAUCAAUUUGCAGCGCCAAUAAUUGUACACGGCGCUCACGAUAAUUAAUGUUGUCCCUUGGCGCGCAUUCAUUUCAUUUACAUUAUAUGUAUUAUAACAGUAUUUUGGAGAUAAUAAACCGCUUCUGUAAUAACUUUUCAAUUUUCUCUAGAAUGAUUUUAAAUUAAUCUUAACUAAAUUCAGUCAGAAGUCUGAAUGAGUGGAAAACACUCAUUUCAUCUGAUAAUUCGUUGAAAAUCAAAGAAGUAAUGACAACGACUAAACACUGGAAACAAUAUCUUUUUUGGUUUGCCCAUGAACACGUUGAUUUUCGAGUUCCCGAAAUAAAAUCUAUUCUUAACAUGUUUAAUAUAAGUACCUGUGCUUAUCCCAACCGGAGUUGUGAAGAACAUCCUUAUUGGAUCGUCAAUUUACCUUCAGAAAAUAUUGCUCAUCAAAUUGCAAGUAGAGCAGUAUCUGUGCGAUCCUGUAUUGAAUUAUGGGCACAUAGCAAAGAUUAUGAAGAUUUGCAUAAAAAAUUGAGGAACUAUCCUAUUACAGAGAUUAAAAAGUAUGGUGGACCACAAAAAUCAUUUAAAGUAAUAGUUGAAACAUUUUGCAAACAUUUCUCACAAAGUGAAAAAGUAAAUAAAAUUGAAUCUUUUAGUUAUUUGCCAUUAGAAGGACCAGUGAAAUUAGAUAAUCCAGACACAACAUUAUGUUACAUAGAAUUCUAUGGAUUAAACCCUAAUAAGAUUCCUGAUAAACCUUAUGAAUUAUUUUUUGGUAGAUGGAUUACAAAUGGGCAAAGAGACUUAAUCCAAAAAUUAUCAUUGAAAACUAGAAAAUUUAUAGGCAAUACAUCUAUGGAUCCCCAACUGUCACUAAUAAUGGCAAAUCAAGCUCAAGUUCAGAAAGGGGAUAUUGUUCUUGAUCCAUUUGUUGGAACUGGAUCUUUGUUAGUCGCAGCUUCCCAUUUUGGAGGAUACACAUUAGGAACAGACAUAGAUUAUUUAAUGCUGCAUGGCCGUACAAGACCUACUCGAAAAAUGCAGAAGAUUAGGGAAAAGGAUGAAAGCAUCGCAGCGAACAUGAAACAGUAUGGAACAAGUUCAUAUUAUAUUGAUGUUGUGGUCUCAGAUUUUUCUGUUCCUUUGUGGCGUUCUGAUAUGACUGUAGAUGCUAUAAUUACAGACCCUCCUUAUGGUAUAAGAGAAGCAACAGAAAAAAUUGGUACAACGAAAUUAAAUCCAAUAAUAGAAGAACACCAAGCUUCUUCUCAUAUUCCUUCUAAAAUUGAUUAUGGUUUACCUGAAAUCUAUAAAGAUUUGUUAAGUUUUUCUGCUAAACACCUUAAAAUAAAGGGUAGAUUAGUAUGUUGGUUUCCUUUAUUUAGGGAUCAGUAUUCAGAAAAUCAGUUACCAAAUCAUCCAUGUUUAGAAUUAAUAGCCAAUUCCGAACAAGUACUUAGCAAUUAUACUAGUCGUAGAUUGUUGACUUAUAUAAAAACAAAAGAUCCUAAGGAAUCGGAUGAAAUAAUGUGUGCAAAUUUAACUGAUUUUCGGACAAAAUAUUUUGCAUUACGAAAUGAGAGCCGAAAAGAGAAACGAUUGAAGAAGGCCACAGAAAAAGCCAAGAAAAGAGAGCUGUGGGAACAGAAUAAUAAAGAAAAUGCAAACAGAUGACUCUGUAAUUUUAUGUGUAAUAAACGUUUAUUAUUUUUUUUUAAAUCAUUGUCUAAAAGUAUAAUUUAUUUGAAUUGUUGCCUUUUACGUUGAUUUAUCCAUCUAGAGAAUCAUAAAAGACGUGCGGGAAUGUCUAAUAUAUUUACUAAUGAAGAGAUGAAUCUGAAUAAAAAAACAAUAGAAGUCUUGGUAUUUUGAACUGAUCCUCAGUAGUUCUAUUAAAUUAUAACUGUUACAAAGUUAUAAAGUUGUCUGUCUUAUGGUCUAAUAUUGUUUCCUACAAUAAAGUGUUCUCCAAUUGGAUUUCAUCAAUUAUUUAACUAAUAAAUUAUGCUAUAUUUUACGUAGCAAAUAUUUCAAUACAUUUGUAUUAGUUUGCUUCACCAUUCAUAGGAUGAUUAUGUAAAUAUGUUUCAAUUAAUCACAAUAAAUUGCAUUUGUAUAUAAAUUGUGAGGAAUGAAUGGUACAUUUACAUAUGUUACAAUAUUUAAACAUAUACAUACAUAUAAAUUUGCAUAUCUAAACAUCAAGUUGCAAUUGUCCUAGUAAUCCUUCCACUGUUUUAAUUUGUUCAUCUGAAACUUUUGAUUGAUAUUGCUUUUCAAUUUGAUUAGCUGCCCAUUCGCUUAAUUUUAUAGCAUCUUUUUUCUUAGAUGAAGGGCAUUUAGGAGAAGUAGCAAUAUUAUUUGU
Molecule: messenger RNA, 2544 nt
Organism: Nomia melanderi (Alkali bee)
Lineage: Eukaryota; Metazoa; Arthropoda; Insecta; Hymenoptera; Halictidae
Product: tRNA (guanine(10)-N(2))-methyltransferase TRMT11
Biological process (GO): methylation
Cellular component (GO): cytoplasm
Molecular function (GO): nucleic acid binding; tRNA (guanine(10)-N2)-methyltransferase activity
Source: RefSeq, a predicted model, not a curated record